GUCUCAUUCUCAUCGACCCCCCACGGCCCCACCUCGCCCUCGCUCUCGCCCCCUCUUCUCUCUCUCUACACCCUCCCCUUCCCCUAGUUCCCCUCCCCUUGUCGAGCUAGGGUUAGGGUUUGCCUGCGCCGCGUUCCCUGGCCAGUUGAUCGAUCGAAUCGGACGACCUCCAGCCGGGUGCCCUCAUCGAUCCAUCCAUUGGUCCUUGGAUUCGAUCGAAUUUCCACUUCAUAUCGACAUCAUCAUCAUCAUCAUUUCAUCAAUCUCGGUUCUCCGUUUCUGAGAAGGGGAAAGACGAAAAGCUAGCAAGGGAUUCGGUGGGUUGAUCCCUCCUUUGAUCCACCACCUGCUGCUAAUACAAAUUCUCAAGAGCAGCAGCAGGACCAUGGAUCCCAGCCAGAUGAUGUUCCCCAUGUGGGGGGCGCCGCCGCCGCCUCCCGCCGCCAUGCCUCCGCCCUCCGAUGACCCCGCCGUCGCUCCCAACGCGCAGCCCUUCCUACCCCCUCCCAACCGCGGCUGGAAGCGCAAGAACCCCGCCGCCGCCGCCUACCAGCCCCCGGCCCUCGGCGACCUCCAGGUGCAGAACCGGGCCAAGGCUCGCCGCUGGUUCAAGAAAAGCAACAACAGCAACCCCAACACCGCCCGCAAGUACUUCUUCCCCAAGAACAAGAACAAGGCCGCCGCGCCGCGCAACACCACCUCCUUCAUCAUCCGGGCCAAGCGCGCCGGUGGCAUUGCCUCCCUCGUCUCUCCGUGCCCCGUCACGCCCGCCGUGCUCCCCACCCCGCGCCUCUCCCCCUCCCGCGAGGGGCUCGCUGACAUGGCCCAGGCGCAGUGGGGCGUCGACGGCUACGGCUCCAUGAAGGGCCUCAUCCGCCUCCGCAGCUCCCCCCAGCCAGCCAACCCCAACGCCGCCGCAUCCGACGAUGAUGACGACGGCAACUCCAGCGGGAGUGACGUCGAGGAGCACGUUGAGAUGGAGCGCCGCCUCGACCAUGACCUCAGCCGCUUUGAGAUGGUCUACCCUGGGAGAGGGGAGGAUGCUGGGGGCGGCUACGUGUUUGAGGACGACGACGAGUAUGACCAAGAUGCCCAUGUGUCUCGCCUCGAGGAGGAGAACCUGACGCUAAAGGAGAGGCUCUUCUUGAUGGAGCAGGAGGUAGGUGACAUGAGGCGCCGCCUGGAGGUGCUUGAGGCGCGGUUUUCACAAUGCGAUGGCGUUGCGGGUGGCGAGAAUGCAGUGGAAGAAGCUCCUCCUGGGAAUGAUGCAGAGAGGGUCCAUGGGGUGUCAGAGAAUAGCAGUGAGGGUGAUGCAGAGGGGGUUCAUCUGGGAUCUGACAAGAGCGAAGGGCAAACUGCAGCGAUGCAGGCUCCUGUGGUAUCAGUGAACACUGGUGAGCAUGAUGCUGUGGGUUCGGAAGAGGCUGGCAAGCACAAUGUGAAGGAGCAGGUUGCUGUGGGUUCGGAAGAGGCUGGCAAGCACAAUGUGAAGGAGCAGGUCGCUGUGGGUUCAAAGAAGGCUGGUGAAACAGAUGCAGAGGAGCAGGGUGCUUUGGGUGGUUCGGAGAAGACCAGCAAGCACGAUGCAGAGAAGCAGGGUGUUUUGGAUGAACACGAGAUGGAGAUGACUGAUUCAGAGAAGAUAGGCGAACAUGAUAUAGAGAUGGUUGAUUCUGCGUUAGACAAGAAGAUGGGUGAGGACAACGGUGAGAUUAGGCUCGAGCCGUGGCAGUGAGGACUGAUGGAACAUGGAGAAGAGAAGUCAGUACUGGUUGUUGGUGCUGUACAUACGCAUCAAUGAUGGAUUGAAGAGAUGCAACAUGGACUGGACAUGUUUUGGAGACAGACAUGUUGCGUAACAUGUAUCCUGCCUGGUAUUAGCAGUAUAAUAAGUUUGUUGUCCCAUUUUGAGUUUAUUUCUCUUGUUCCUUGUUAUGAUGAUCCCGUAGACCCUGUAGAGCACUGCUUAGAGCUGCCGAAAGUGGUAGAUAUGGAGGGAAGAACUGAGAUGAUUGAUGAGUUUGUUCUCAUUAACCAUUGUUGCGGUUGCUGUUGCUAUUCAAUGUGUUGUGGUUGUACCCCCAGUUAUGUUGUUGUCGCGGGCAUCAUCUUAC
Molecule: messenger RNA, 2114 nt
Organism: Panicum virgatum (switchgrass)
Lineage: Eukaryota; Viridiplantae; Streptophyta; Magnoliopsida; Poales; Poaceae
Exons: 1
Coding region: 386-1735 (449 amino acids)
Source: RefSeq, a predicted model, not a curated record